Molecule: messenger RNA, 564 nt
Organism: Aphanomyces astaci
Lineage: Eukaryota; Oomycota; Saprolegniomycetes; Saprolegniales; Verrucalvaceae
Exons: 1
Coding region: 1-564 (187 amino acids)
Molecular function (GO): protein binding
Source: RefSeq, a predicted model, not a curated record
AUGCUUGCUCGCCUUACCCUCGCCCUUGCCUUCUUGAUGACUGCGUCAGGCCAGCGCCCGACGAAGGAUGAAUGCGCUGGUCUUCGUACAUGCACCCGCGAGCUCGACCCCGUGUGCGGCUCGGAUGGCGUCACCUACUUCAACCCCUGCGCGUUUAAAUUUUCUCAAUGCGACAAACACGACCUGACCCUUCGUGCCCGUGGGCAAUGCGACCCAACGCAGGUGAAGACGGAAGAAUGCGCUCGUGUUUACGGUUCAUGUACCCGCGAGCACAACCCCCAGUGCGGCUCGGAUGGCGUCACCUACGGCAACCCCUGCCACUUUAACCGUGCUAAAUGCGACAACCCCGGCCUGACCAUUCAUGCCAGUGGGCGAUGCGACCCACCGCAGGUGAAGACGGAAGAAUGCGCUCGUGUUUACGGUUCAUGUACCCGCGAGCACAACCCCCAGUGCGGCUCGGAUGGCGUCACCUACGGCAACCCCUGCCACUUUAACCGUGCUAAAUGCGACAACCCCGGCCUGACCAUUCAUGCCAGUGGGCGGUGCGACCCAACAGAAUGCUGA